AUGAGUCUAAACCCCGCCGCGCCCCCAGCGGUCUACGACCCCAAUGGCGUCGGCUCCGUCUACCCCGACGAGAAGGGCUACAUCUCGGAGAAGAGGGGCUCGCUCGUGGAGCCACACCCGGAGUACGAUGUCAUUGAGGCAUCCGGCGGCCACGAGCUGAAGCGCGACCUCAAGUCUCGUCACAUGCAGAUGAUUGCCAUUGGCGGCGCAAUUGGCGCAGGUCUCUUCGUCGGUAUCGGUGGCGCCUUUCAGAGUGGUGGGCCCGCCUCGGUGCUUAUCGGUUUCAUCAUCAUCGGUGCCGCAAUGUACUUUGUCAUGCAGGCGCUCGCCGAGCUGGGUGUCAUGUACCCCGUGAACGGUGCCUUCUUCACCUACGCCCAUCGAUUCAUCAGCCCUGCGUGGGGUUUCGCAACCGGCUGGGAUUACGCUAUCCAAUGGCUUACCGUCCUGCCCUUCGAGAUCACCGCCGCUACCCUGACCCUCGAGUACUGGAAGGCGUCCCGAGAGCUCGACAAGGCCGUGUGGGUCACCGUCUUCCUCGCCGUCCUCUUCAUCAUCCAGAUUUUCGGCGUCAAGGGCUACGGCGAGACGGAGUUCUUCCUCUCCAUCAUCAAGAUUAUUGCUUGCUCGGGCUUCAUUAUCCUCGGCAUCAUCAUCAACGUUGGUGGUGUGCCGACCGACGACCGUGGGUACCUUGGUGGCCAGUUCUGGCAUGAGCCGAAAGGUCAGGCGUUCAAGGGCGGAUUCCUUGGGUUCUGCGGUGUCUUUGUCACCGCCGCGUUCUCCUUCGCCGGAACCGAGCUGACGGGUCUCGCCGCUGCUGAGGCGGCCAACCCGAUCAAGAGCAUUCCCAUGGCUACUAAGCAGGUGCUGUGGCGUAUUUGCUUCUUCUACAUCCUGUGUUUGCUCAUCGUCGGUCUCGACGUGUCCUCCGAUGACAAGCGUCUGCUCAACUCUUCCAACGACAACACCAAGUUCUCCCCGUUCGUCAUAGCCAUUGCAGAUGCCAACAUCCCGUACCUGCCCGGCAUCUUCAACGGAGUCAUCACCCUUUCCGUCAUCUCCGUCGCCAACAGUUGCACGUUCGGCAGCACGCGUACGCUCCAGGCUCUGGCCGCCCGCAAAAUGGCGCCCAAGUUCUUUGCCUACGUCGACAAGUCCGGCCGCCCGAUCUGGUGCAUCGUCCUCCAAUUCUGCUUCGGUCUGCUCGCCUACGUUAUCGACGCCGGUGGCGACGCGCCCGGCCAGUUCUUCAACUGGCUGCUCGCCCUGUCCGGUAUCGGCAAUCUCUUCAUCUGGGCCUCCAUCUGCAUCUCGCACAUUCGCUUCCGCAAGGCGUGGAAGCUCCACGGCCACUCGCUCGACGAGCUGCCCUUCAAGGCCUCCUUCGGCAUGACCGGCUCCUACAUCGGCGUCUUCCUCUUCGUCAUCGUGCUGAUGGCCACCUUCUACACGGCCGUUGCCAGCUUGGACGCUGAGUCCUUCUUCACUUCUUUCCUGGCAGGCCCGCUCAUUCUGUUCCUCUACUUGCUCUGGAAGGUCGUGACCAAGGAAUGGUACCUCCUCACGCCCCUAGAGAGCAUCGACGUCUCGUACGGCGUGCGCACGAACUUGGAGGACCUGCAGGCCGCGGCCGAGCAGCAGAGGAAGGAGCGCGCGAUGCGGAAUUUCCCCAUGCGCGUUGUGCAUACGCUGUUCUAG
Saxophila tyrrhenica is the source of this 1701-nucleotide messenger RNA. RefSeq lists its product as uncharacterized. The transcript is spliced from 4 exons. Gene Ontology annotation, cellular component: membrane. Gene Ontology annotation, molecular function: amino acid transmembrane transporter activity. Bases 1 to 1701 code for a protein of 566 amino acids. The record is from RefSeq and is a predicted model, not a curated record. NCBI's taxonomy places the organism in Eukaryota, Fungi, Ascomycota, Dothideomycetes, Mycosphaerellales, Extremaceae. Gene Ontology annotation, biological process: amino acid transmembrane transport.